Monomorium pharaonis (pharaoh ant) is the source of this 4245-nucleotide messenger RNA. RefSeq lists its product as uncharacterized. The record is from RefSeq and is a predicted model, not a curated record. The transcript has 9 exons. Lineage: Eukaryota; Metazoa; Arthropoda; Insecta; Hymenoptera; Formicidae. The coding region runs from base 554 to 3025 and encodes 823 amino acids. Gene Ontology annotation, molecular function: phosphatidylinositol binding.
UGUAGACGAGGCUUUUUGUACGACGUACGACGGCCACGACGGAGUGUCUUUAUCCAGAGUCGAUAGUAUGUAACAUGAACAGUAUGUAAUUUGAUGUGAUUUGAUGUCACGCGGUAUCGGUAAUAUGUAUGAUCGUCGCGCAAACGAAUUGAAACGAAUAAUGGCCGAAGAUCUCGUAGAUGCGCAUUCUGUGACUGCAUCGCGUGUGAUAUAACGGAAAUGUUGAAGAUCGGCUACGCGAAUAAAUCAAAUUAAAGUGGGGUCAUUGCGCGAUAUGGAUUUAUCAUAACAGAUGACGAGGUACAGGCAUUCACCCUCUUGCAAUGCAAUUCGAAUCGCGUUAAUGACGAGGUUAAUCCCCUAUGGGAACACUUUGGAAAUGGCGAUAAAGUGAACAGCUGUGCGUCAAGUAGGAAUGCAUACGUGGUACGUUUUUUAAGGAUUUGAAGAACAUGUUUAGUGCUACUAUACUAAGUAUACAUGUUCUGGUUACUGUAGCACAAAAUGUGACACCUAAGUUGCUGCUGGUUAAAAGUAUUACACAGUUUAUAAAAUGGAAAGAGUUAUACCAAUGAGUUGGUUGAAUCAAAUAUUGCUAGUCUUUAGUAUAUCAGCUGCAAUAUUGUCCUUGGUUAUACAAGGGUGGGUAGAUUUUACACCUCUGCCAAUAUACGUUUCUAUCUCCUGGGCUAUAUUUGUCACAAUUAUAUCCAUAUGGCUGAGUUGCUACUUGUUACGUCUAACACUAAAAGCCAACAGUCCGAUUGCUAUAGAAUUUAUGAACAAGUGGAUAUGCAAGAAACUAGUGGAUCAACUGAGUUUAGAUUGUUCAGUAGAUGAGAAUGAAAGUAUAGAGCUCACUCGCAAAGGUGAUAAUGAAAACCAAAAAAACUCAAAUUCCACACAAAAGGAUAGUGUUAAGUGCAAGAAUGAUGAUUCCUGUAAGAAAGAGAACUCUUUGACAAGAAGAAAAAAGCUGAAUGUAAUAGAAAUGACACAAGAGAUUAAUGCAAAGUAUAUAGAAAUUUGGUAUAAAAAUAUAAGUAAUGACAAGUCAUUCCCUGAUGAGGCGCAGAACUUGUUGAUCAAGUUCUUGACCAGGCUUGUCUGGAAAGCCAGUCUAAUAGAUAAGAUAAAGCUUACUAAUAAAUUGGCAAGUGUGUUACUGUUACACCUAAAGGAAUAUCGUAGGGCAUUACGUAGAGUCGAGAAAGGUACUGCAGUGAAUGUGGAGGAGGCAUACAAAUAUUUACACCCUGGUUCUCGCAGUACAUCAACAUUGGAGCACAUGUUACAUCGUUUGGUUACUGUCCUGGCACAAGAGUUUUUACAGUGGGAAUUAACUAGUUCGUUACCAUGUAAACUUUUGUUAUCUAUUUUAGCAAAGAAACUCUUAACAACAAUAGACAUAAUCAGCUCCCCAGAUUGGUUGAUCGAGAAUUUGUUAAGAUUAUUAGAAGCUCCAACAAAUGAAGUCACUCCAGUUAAACAAAAUAUCAAUGGUACCAUAACUGUUGCUUUAAGUGAUGGUAUCACAUCCGCGACAGCGGCUGUAAUCCCACAGCAAUUGCCAAAAUCUUUAUCCAAGUCUAGUCUAUCCACAGCUACUACGAGUGAAGACAAGAAUACAGCUUUAAUGACAGCUCCAGAAAAACCAACUCUAUGUCUGGAAGGUCUCUCUACAGAGCAUAGAGGCCUGUGGGGAGACAGCAUAACGGACACAGAUCUGGAUCUGGAAGAAGAUAAGAUAUCACCGGUGUAUGAAGAACCAACGGAUUUCGCUACGACUAUCGCUAGGCUUAGAAGUCUAUUACAACAGAAAUCUACAGCGACCACACCACUACAUGCUGAAGAAAAAUCCUAUGUAAUAUACGAAGGCAGCCAAUUUACGAAUUUAUCAAUUCCUUGGACUGAGUUCCACACCGCGACGGAUGGCUCACAGCAACUGUAUUACUGCAUACAAUUUGACGAUGUCGAGCAACGUGGAAUGGAUCUAUUCGAAACAACCACUGCUACAGUCAAAAGGCAGUAUGCAGAUUUUGUUCAGUUGCAUCUUAGUUUGGAAGAAAUUCCAACGUUAGCAAGUAUUAUGUCGGAACUAGUGUUACCUGAAGGUGGCCGAAUUGAAUUAGAAAUGUAUUUGAAAACGUUGUGUACGCGAUUGGCGACUGAAUGUCCGCCGCAACUGCGUCAUUUUCUUCGUCCUAGUAGCAGUGCAAGCAAGAAAGCCGACGCGGUAGCACCUCGUUUGGAUCGAUUUUUAGCAAAGACCGUAACUGGUGUCUUUAACACAUUGAAAACCGUUGUACCAGGUUUUGAAUUAGAUCAAGAAGAAGAUGCUUCUCCUCCGCCUACUCUAAUGCCUUUGUCUGACAUACCCUGGAGAUUUGUUGAGGAUAUAAAGUCGAAAAGUCUUGCUUGUGAACUUCAGCAAUUGAUUGCGGAAAGAACUGAGUACUGUACGGUAGACACAGCUUAUGAGGCAGUUGACUCAAUAGAAGCUAGUGGCGAUUCAGAGUUACUGGAUUGUUGGUGGGAGACUAUUAAUACUUCAUAUGAUGAUGAAAUAGACGAGUUAGAUUCCAAUUUAACACUGACAUGUACGACGGUAGAUUUGAUUUGUGAGCUUCUAGCAGGUAUUGCUAGUAAUAAUACAUUACAACAAGAAGCGGUUGUUAGAUGGACCAAAUUGCUACUUGGAAACAUUUCAGAGCCAAUCCUGCAGAAAAUUAUUUGGUCAUUUUACUCUCUAAGCGGUUCUCCGUUAAAUUGGGAUACGUCACAUAACAUCACAAGUCAGAAUAGUGCACAGUUGAGGGAUAAAUUACUAUGUGUAUUAAAGAAAAAGAUAUCGUACAAUAUCAAAUUGAUAUUCGGCGAGGAUGACGCGUACAAGGCUCUGAACUAUCUGUUAAGUUCAUAUGAAAUCAAAAGGAUUAAUUUAGAUUUAAACAUGCAAAUGUUGGAUGCAUUAGUAUCGGAACUAUUAAUUUCCUGUAAAACAAAUUACGAUGCCGCAAAUUAAUUUAAAUUUUUAUUCAUGUCUUUAGACAGAAGAUUGUACUUGACGAUUAGCAAGACUAUUCACACACUAUUUUCUUCCUCCUAAUAAUGUAUCUGGAGUCAUUAAGAGGAUACUUAUAUCAAAAUACUUAUGUAAAGACAAAUCGAUAUGUGCCAUAUGUAGAGCAUAUGUUAACCAUUUACAUUUUCGUGAUAACUCGAUGGAUUUUUUAAAAUAAAGACUGUACCUGAUUAUAUAUUUACAAUAAGAUAAUGCCAAGUAUAUUUUCCAUUAGAGAAUAAUGGCUCCUUUCUAUCGAUAGUGUGAAAAGAGUCACUCUUGGGAAGGCACUAUAUGCAUUUCUGAACUUACUAAGUAUAGCAUUUAUAUUUAAUAACAAAGUUUUGUACAAAGGAAUUGUUCGUCCUUCUGCAAAACGUAUGGUGCAUGUUGUACAAUGUAUAUAAAUUGCAACCCUAUCAUUGAUAUUCUGAAGAUUGUGAGAAGUUUUACUUGAGUAUACACAUACAAUUUACGAAAACAAGAGCUUAAUACUUAAUUACAUUUAUUUAUAUGCAAUAAGAUUAAAUGUACAUUACAAUAUAAUUAGUUUUUCUUGGUUGUAUCAUUUGCAGCUUUCUGUUUCUCUAGCUGUGCUCUGAAAUGAAUUACAACCAGUAGUAAAGUGAGUUUUAUGUAUAACAUGUUUGCAGUAUAUAUAUAUGUACAUAUCUGUGUUUAACAUAAUAAGACAAAAUAGAAUACUGAUUUCCAAACGUUAUAACGUCUUAUGAUUAUCUAAAAGUUAAAAUAGCAUAAUCUUUAUUUUGUAAGUUGCAUUUAACAUUUUUUUAUCGAUCGAAUCUUACAUUGUUUUCCCCCUUCCUAUAGAUAUAUGUAAAAUUUAUUUAAAAAAUGGAAUAAUAGUAAAACAUCACUCCAGUUUUAAAGUUAGAGCAUCUUUUGUAUAUAACAUUUUGCAAUUACAUUAAAAUUUUAACUCUUAGACGGUCGCGAGGGUUUUUCUUAAAUCAAUUUUGUUUUAGGAAAAAAAUUUAAAUACAUAAUUGGAUGCAAAAUUGAUUUCGAAAUGAUAUGUCUAGCAGCCCUCCUAAGAUAAAAAGAGUAAUCCUUACUUUUUACGUGUAUCGCAUUUAGUGGUUUUUUAUUGCUAAAAUUCUACUUUGUUUCUUUCCCUUCUCGUAUAUAUGUGGAAUUUGUUCAAUAAACGAAUUUAUGAC